AACUUACCCUGAUUAAUUAGUGUUUUGACUUGUUUGGUGUGCAAAAGUAAAAAUGUGGUUUCUUGGUUGGAAAGGGGCAUCAGGGUUCUCAGCCUCUUCCACAGCCGAACAAGUCACUCAAGGGAUUGAUGGAACCGCCCUCACCGCCAUCGUCACAGGAGCAACAAGUGGCCUUGGUCUGGAGACCACCCGGGUUCUUGCAUUGCGCGGUGUCCAUGUUGUUAUGGCAGUAAGGAGUCUGGACAGUGGUAAGAAUGUCAAAGAAACAAUACUUAAGGAAAUCCCCUCGGCUAAAAUUGAUGUCAUGGAGUUAGAUCUAAGCUCUAUGGCAUCGGUAAGGAAAUUUGCAGCAGAUUUUAAUUCUUCUGGUCUUCCACUCAAUAUCCUAAUUAACAAUGCAGGGGUGAUGGCGACUCCAUUCACACUUUCCCAAGACAAUAUUGAAUUGCAGUUCGCAACCAAUCAUUUAGGCCAUUUUCUCUUGACAAACCUUUUAUUAGAAACUAUGAAAAAAACAGUAGGGGUAUGCAACCAGGAAGGAAGAAUAGUUAUUCUAUCAUCAGAGGCACACAGAUUUGCUUAUCGUGAAGGGAUUCAAUUUGAUAAGAUCAAUGAUGAAUCAGGGUAUAGCAGUUAUUUUGCUUAUGGACAAUCAAAGCUUGCUAAUAUCUUACAUGCAAAUGAGCUUGCAAGGCGCUUGAAGGAAGAAGGAGUGGAAAUCACUGUCAACUCCCUUCAUCCUGGAUCAAUUAUUACAAAUAUUCUGCGAUACCAUGAUUAUAUUAAUGCCCUUGCUAACAUGGUGGGCAAGUACUUCCUUAAAAAUGUGCAACAGGGAGCUGCAACUCAAUGUUAUGUGGCAUUGCAUCCACAAGUCAAGGGAAUAUCUGGUGAAUACUUUAUGGAUAGCAAUAAGGGAAACCCGGCCUCUCUGGCUAAAGAUUCAGAGCUGGCAAAAAAACUAUGGGAAUUCAGCUUAAGCCUGACUAAUCCAAAGUAGCUUAAAGGUUUGACUAGAGGAAGCUUCAUAAAUGCCAACAUUAUUGUAUUGGAAAACAAGUUUCAGCGAAUUAGAAAUUUAUAGUGGUGUAAGCUUACAACUUGAAGGUUUUUAUUAAUUAUUACAGCUCAGACUACUAUCCAUUACAGUAUUGUUUUGGUACCGUUAUUGUUGAAAAUCAAGCAGUAUACAUAAUUAGUUUCAAACUUGACUCCAUAAGUCCCUUCUGCAUUGAUAUCGAAAUCAUUACGGAAGAAUUGUAUUAAUGUAAUCGCUACAUAUUAUUACCACAUUGCGGCCAUACUUUUUUACUUGUGAA
Molecule: messenger RNA, 1319 nt
Organism: Glycine soja
Lineage: Eukaryota; Viridiplantae; Streptophyta; Magnoliopsida; Fabales; Fabaceae
Product: short-chain dehydrogenase TIC 32, chloroplastic-like
Exons: 8
Coding region: 53-1000 (315 amino acids)
Source: RefSeq, a predicted model, not a curated record